Andrographis paniculata is the source of this 1450-nucleotide messenger RNA. Its product is annotated as phenylacetaldehyde reductase-like. Bases 291 to 1274 code for a protein of 327 amino acids. Gene Ontology annotation, molecular function: oxidoreductase activity, acting on the CH-OH group of donors, NAD or NADP as acceptor. The transcript is spliced from 4 exons. The record is from RefSeq and is a predicted model, not a curated record. Lineage: Eukaryota; Viridiplantae; Streptophyta; Magnoliopsida; Lamiales; Acanthaceae.
AACUUAGUAGGUAAGUUCAAUAAUAAUAAUAAUAAUAAUAAUAAUAAUUGGUGAUAGUUUAAUGCUAAGCAGGCGGUUGAAAGCAACGUUGCCUGGUCUUAUUCACGGGUUCUUUCGAUUCUCUUCUCAUUGAUAUUUUUUUUAUUAAAAAUAAAUAAAUAAAUAAAUUUGAAUGAAAAAAAGAAUAUUUUUAUUUUUAAUUUUUAAUGCUGAUGUCCCAAUGCAUUUAAAUUAGAUUUACUGGUAAGUAUACAAUACACAGAAGCAAAAUACAUAAACAUAGUAAAGAUAUGAAUUCAGGAGAAGGAAAAGUAGUAUGUGUAACAGGUGCAUCAGGCUUCAUAGCUUCAUCCCUCAUUCACCUUCUCCUUCAAAAUGGCUACACUGUCCGGGCCACGGUUCGGGACCCGGCCCGGGUCGACUAUCUCAAGGCAUUCCCGGGUGCCGAGCAACGCCUCUCGCUAUUCCAAGCCGACCUCAUCGAACAAGGCUCCUUCGAUGAGGCUGUCCGAGGAUGCCACGGUGUCUUCCACACGGCAUCCCCUGUCCUAUUCGGAGAUAUUAAGGAUCCUCAGGCCGAGCUUAUCCGGCCUGCAGUCGAUGGGACCUUGAAUGUCCUUAGCUCGUGCCUCAAAUCCCCGUCUAUCAAAAGAGUCAUCUUGACGUCUUCAUUGGCUGCUGUUUUGGUGAAUGAUGAGGUUAUUGGGAGCGAAGGUGUUGUUGUCGAUGAAACUUGCUAUUCGGAUCUCGCCUUUUGUGAGAAAAUUAAGGCAUGGUAUUGUGUAUCGAAGACAUUAGCCGAAAAAGCGGCAUGGGACUUUGCAAAGAGCAACGGGAUCGACUUAGUGGUGAUAAAUCCCGGGCUGGUCAUCGGUCGAUGUUUACAGCCGACUCUCAAUUACACUUUCAAUUAUUUUAUUUCGCUUAUCACGCAGGGAAAUUCCACGACGGGGGCUUUUGGAUUCAUAAAUCCGGUCGAUGUUAAAGAUGCGGUGCGUGCGCAUGUCCUAGCAUUCGAGAAUCCUUCGGCAAAAGGGCGAUAUUGUUUGGCUGCAACUACAAUGUACCAUUGGGAAGUUGUAAAGAUUUUGCGCGGGCUUUACCCGACCCUCUGCCUUCCGGAAUCUGAUGAAGAAGAGAUUAAGGGAGGAAAGGUAAUAAAAGUGUCGAAGGAGAAGGCAAAAUCCUUGGGCAUCAUUUCUUACAUUCCUAUUCAUCAAACUCUUCAAGACACCAUUCAAAUGCUUAAGGAAAAAAACUUGCUUGUUUUGUAACUCCAACAUAUCUACCCCUCAUUCUCAUUUACAUAUGUUAUAAUAAUAAGAGGCGUAGCUAUAUUUGCAUUUAGCUCUAACUGGUUUUUUUUUUUUUUUUUUUUUUAGAAUUUAUUUUGGAUAAAUAUCUUAUGAAAGUUAAGAAUCUGUACAUUAGCGCUGGAUAAAGCAAAUCA